GCUCUUUCUACAGAAAAAGAAAGAGAAACUUCUUUGAACCCACUGUAUCUCAGAAUGAAGCUCGGCCCUCAAAACUCAUCCAGAAACUCCGCCGCUGAGCCGCCGCAAACGGAUCCCGUUAUCUUGGCCAAUUCUGAUGAGAGUGGUAACCUACUUUUGCUUUCUAUUUGAUUUCUCCGUGAAGUGUGUGUGUGGGAUUCAAACCCAUUCAAAAAAAUCUCUUUUGAAUGAGAAAAUAUGCACUUGCCAAUUGAGCUCAAGCUCCACGCGUAAAUUGGCAAAGAAUUAGUUUUGCAGGAGAUGUUGGUGUGAGUUUUUGGUGUGCGUUUGCGUGUGUUGGCGGCGUUUGAGUGGGUCAGGUCGAGUCUCCCGCGGCGGCGACGCCAAUCCCGGUCAUUACAGUUUGCCUGGGGAUAGUCUGGCUGCAGCUUGAGCUUAACUUGAUCGGGUCGGUUCUUCCUCCAGGAUGACGCCGACCCAUCACGUACGGUCUUCAAACUCAACCCUAAGCCUAGAUCUGGGCUCAGUAUGGGUAUGGCCGUCUAUUCAGUUUUGGCUCAUCGAUCCUUCGAUAGCGGGCGCAGUCGAAUCGUCUUUGAUUCGUGGGAUAUAUGCACAAUCGUACCCUCCCACAUCUAAGACAGAUUAUUCGUAGGCAACUGUUUUUGUUUUUUUAUUGUAAGGUUUUGUUUGGGGCUACUGAUUAAACAUAGAAGAAUUUAUUUUUUUAUUUUUUUUAGAAACCUAUUUUGUAAAACAAUGCAGCAUAAAAGUAAGCGAGGAAAAAAGGACAAUGUCACUCACAAAAGGAAGCGUGCACUGCGUCAGGAAGUGAAGGAGGCAAAGAGGAUGAAAGAGGUAAAGGAAGAACUGAAUAGCAUUGGAGACGAGUUAAAGCAAUUCAAUGCAGCAUUAAUCCCUUACAUUCUAUCAAAAAUGAUCGAAAUUAGAAUGGGGCACCGGCUGCUACUGCAGAUGAUGGCGCGUCAAGACGAGCUUAUGGUUGAUAUCUUGGAUGCAAUAGAGGAAGAUGAUUCUGUCAAAGUUGACGACCUUGCGCAGAUUCUAUUCUCCACCUAAAGGUUUUGAUAUUAGGAGAUGAGGGUCGGUUUUGUCAGCCGGUAGGGCAUAUAAUAUAUGAAGUAUUUUCCAAAAUAAUUUCUAUAAGUACGGAUUUGAGACCAUAUAUAUUCUAUGAUAAAGUAAAACAUUAAUGAAGUAUUACAUGUUACAUAGUUACUGCAUUAUAUGAUUAAUAUAUAUUUGCUGGCUUG
This is a messenger RNA of Rubroshorea leprosula, 1274 nucleotides long. NCBI's taxonomy places the organism in Eukaryota, Viridiplantae, Streptophyta, Magnoliopsida, Malvales, Dipterocarpaceae. The record is from the annotation of a GenBank genome assembly.